Molecule: messenger RNA, 1916 nt
Organism: Lipotes vexillifer (Yangtze River dolphin)
Lineage: Eukaryota; Metazoa; Chordata; Mammalia; Artiodactyla; Lipotidae
Gene: NRBF2
Product: nuclear receptor binding factor 2
Exons: 4
Coding region: 207-1073 (288 amino acids)
Biological process (GO): autophagy
Source: RefSeq, a predicted model, not a curated record
UGGCCGCGGCGCGGGGGGCGGGCCCGCGGCGCCGCGCCGGAGGAGGAAGUGGUGCGGUUGUUGCUCCCUCUGCGCCCGCCGCUGGCUCCCGGGGCGCGGAGUGGGGCCACAGUCGUCGCCGCUGCGUCGCGUUCUCUAGCUGUUACCCUCCAUGUGCCCGGGCUGCGUCGCCCCCCUUCCUCAGGCCGCCGCUUACCCCGGGGUCUAUGGAAGUAAUGGAAGGACCCCUCAACCUGGCUCAUCAACAGAGCAGACGAGCAGAUCGUUUAGUAGCUGCAGGGAAAUACGAAGAGGCUAUUUCUUGUCACAAAAAGGCUGCAGCAUAUCUUUCUGAAGCUAUGAAGCUGACACAGUCUGAGCAGGCUCAUUUAUCACUGGAACUGCAAAGGGAUAGUCACAUGAAACAGCUUCUCCUCAUCCAGGAGAGAUGGAAGAGGGCAAAGCGGGAGGAAAGAUUGAAAGCCCAGCAGAGCACAGACAAGGAUGCCGCUGCCCAGCUUCAGGCAUCUCACAGACCCUCUGCUGAGGACACAGACAGCCAGAGCCCCCUACUAUCUCAGAAUUAUAGCCCUUCCACAGAGAAACACUUGCCUGAAAUUCAGGGGGUCUUUGACAGGGAUCCAGACACACUACUAUUUUUACUUCAGCAGAAGAGCGAGCCAACAGAGCUGUGCAUUGGAAGCAAAGCCCCAAAAGAUGAUAAAACAAUUAUAGAGGAGCAGGCAACCAAAAUUGCAGAUUUGAAGAGGCAUGUGGAAUUCCUCGUGGCUGAGAAUGAAAGAUUAAGGAGAGAAAAUAAACAGUUAAAGGCUGAAAAGGCCAGACUUCUAAAAGGCCCGGUAGAAAAGGAGCUUGAUGUAGAUGCUGAUUUUGUAGAAAAGUCAGAGUUAUGGAGCUUGCCACCACAUGCAGAAACUGCUACAGCCUCUUCAACCUGGCAGAGGUUUGCAUCAAAUACUGGGAAAGCCAAGGAUAUUCCAAUACCCAAUCUUCCUCCCUUGGAUUUUCCAUCUCCAGAACUUCCUCUCAUGGAACUCUCUGAAGAUAUUCUGAAAGGACUUAUGAAUAAUUAAAAUGGAAGGCCAUAGAAGAGGUGAAAAAGAGGAAAUAAUACGGUAAUACAGUUAAUCCAACAAAAAAAAAAAAAAAAAAAAAAAAAAAAAAAAAAGGGAAAACCACAUGCAAGGGUGUCCCGGAGAUGCUGAAUCCAGCAUCCUGCGGAGAAGAGGCAUUGACAAGACUUGGAAACAGUCACUGUGAAGUAUGUCGUGCAUCGGAUUUACUGACUCGAGCUAAUGAUUCCAGACUUGGCAGAUACUAAACUCUUGGAGGUUCACUUUCUCCUGAUACAAACCAAAUGGCUACCUGGAAUAAUUUUUUUCAAGCAACAAUUAUUUUUCUUCAGGGUUAAAAUGUAUAAAAGUAUGUUAUGUGUAAUUAAUCUAUAAUGCCAUAAAUGAUAAUGCAAAACCUAAAUAAUAAUGGUUGCCUGAAGGGCUACCUUGUAUUUGAAACAUGCUUUCUAUUCAUGCAUUGACUGUAUGCAUCUUGUUAUGCACAUUUCCUUUGUUUAAUAAGGUGUGUUUAAGACACACCUUUCUAGAAGAAACUGUGUGCCACACUUUGCACUACUCGUAACAUAAUGAUAACCUCAAGACUAUCAGGAGAAAUACUUAAAUUUCCAUUUUAUGAAGAAAGGAACCAAAUUAUUAGUUAUGCUUUUUUUAAAAAAUUACCAGUUUACAUAAUUAAUCAGGGUGCAUUUUAAGUUCUAACUUUUUUUGUUUAUUGUAUAAUGCAUCAUUUGAAAAUACCAAGGAAAUAUCCUUUUGUUUUUAAUGAUGCAUGAGUGGAAGUAAUGCUGGUUGGCAGUAUUGAUUGUAAGAAAUCAAUAAAGUAAUUGUAUUUUAUACCUU